AGAGAGAGAGUCCACCUGCUCCUGCUCCUCUUCAUGUGUGUCUGUUCUCAGUCCCUGCAGCAGCAGCAGCAGCUCUUCAGUGACUGAACUCAGAGCUGGUCCUCCUCUCUGAACCGCAGGGCUGAAGUGUGAGAGUGUGUUUUAUCGUCUGGUUUGUGGAUUAUUAUUUCUCUCUAAUGGAGAAAGUGGGAGUUUGGUGUGUGCUCUUCCUCACGGCUCUUUCUAACAGCGCUGCGGCGCCGAAACAGCGUCGGGCUGUGGAGGAGCCCAGGACCCAGCCCGAGGACCCCCAGGACCUCCUCCUCACACAGCUGCUGGGUGAUUAUGACAAAGUGAAAGCGCUUUCGGAAGGCGCUGACUGUGGCUGUAAAUGUGUUGUCAGAGCCGUGAGCAGGAGCGCCUGCGGCAGGACGGGAGAACUCGGCCACUCCUACAGCGUGGAAACCCUCAGCUCAGGCCCACACUGCAAGUGCACCUGCGUGGCUCCACCAUCAGUGCUCAACCCCUGUGAAGAAGACUUCAGGCUGAAGAAGCUUCGGGAAGCUGGCAAAGAAAAUGUCAAGUUCUCCUCCAUUAUCGACUUGCUGGAAGGGUCUUUUUAUGGCAUGGAUCUGCUGAAGCUGCACUCGGUCACCACUAAGCUCCUGCAGCGGGUGGAGAACAUUGAGAGGAGCCACAAUAAUGCUAUAACUGAAGUUGGGAGUGUGUCACCAAAACCAGUUACAACAGGAGAAGACCUGUCUCUUUCCACAAGCCCACUAAGGCAGGAGAAGAGGAAGAGGCUGAGUGAGAAGAGUGGCGAGGCUGCAGCUUAUCAACUUGCACAGAACAAAUAUGAGGAGCGGUUUGUGGGCAACCUCCUAAAGGGGAAGGUACCAGACGCAGAAGAAGCUGUGAAAGCAUUACAGGAACAAGAGCGUCACGGGAGAGAGCAGAACCCAAAGAUGGUUGUCAGAGGGAUCACUUACUAUAAAGCUGACCCAGUGGAGGAGGUAGAAACAGAGGAAAACUUGCCAGAAGAUGAAAGCCAUAGUGGAGACAGCCCUGUAGAUUUAUUCACAGAGGAGCAGUUUAUUCGUACCAAUUCCCCGGCAUUCAGGCCUCGCAUCAGAGUAUGGACAGUUCCAGCUAAUUCUAAACCUCCACCUGUGGAUGAGGUGGCUGUAGAACACAGCAAACCAGAGUCUCAAAUGGAGAAAUCUGAUUCUUCUCUGCCUGUCAAGAUGAAAAUGUCAAAUGAUGCAGAGCCUGGACUGCACAGAACCUCAGAGUCUGCUGAUUUCAGCACUUCAGUGUCUCCCUCAAACACAGAGAGCUUAAAAAGUGUCAGGCCCACGAUGCAGCCUACUCUUCCAAACCUCACUGAAAUCAAAGAAGGACCAGAGGAAAGUCAUGUUGCUCCAAAGGUUCAGAACAUCCUGGCCAACCCAUCCAGUUUGAGUCAUUUAAGAGUAAAGGAGUCAACUUCAGCUGCUCCUAAAAUGACUAUAGAUAUGGAAAAAACAACCUCAGCUACUGUCAUCAGUCAGUCAGCCAUUAAUAUUAAAACCUUCACUGAGCAAAACCGCGGCACAGGUACAUUCACCUCCAGAAAAGACUUGAUCCAGGACAUAGACAACAAAAAGGAAAACACACUGACAAGUCCAACACAAUCACCAAUCACUCAGAGACAAGCUGCCACCCUGCUGCCUACCGCUUCACCUUCCACGAUCGCUGUCACAACACCUACUCUCACAGACUCGGAGACCAUCACUGCUGGUACUACAGCCGGGAGCACAAAGCUGCAGAAUUCAGAAGCUACUGCUGUUGCUGCACCGCAGGUAACUGAGAGCAGGACUGAUUCAAGCUCAGCAGCAUCCAUGACCACUUUCAAACCAGUCACUACCUCUACUGCACCCUUCACAACCAUUACCACCACUACAGCAACUCUGACCAGCACCAGCAGACCUGCCAAGCGCAAGUACAGCAUCAGCUGGGACGAAGAAGAGGAGGUAGAGGAGGUGAAAGAAGUGGAGCUGAAAGUCUUUAAACCAGUAGUGAGAACUGAGGAGAACGUCCAGGAGAAACGUAAAAGACGACCAGCGGAAUGCAAGGACACCUUAGCAACAAUUUCCGAACCUGUUACGCACAACACAUAUGGCCGCAGUGAAGGAGCCUGGAUGAAAGAUCCACUGGCUCGCGAUGACAAGAUCUACGUGACUAAUUACUACUAUGGCAACCACUUGCUGGAGUUCCAGAACAUGGAUGUCUUCAAACAAGGGCGUUUCACCAACUCCUACAAGCUACCCUACAACUGGAUAGGCACUGGUCAUGUGGUGUACAAUGGUGCCAUUUUCUACAAUCGGGCCUUCUCUCGGGACAUUAUCAAGUACGACCUGCGGCUGCGCUACGUGGCGGCCUGGACCAUGUUGCACGAUGCUGUGCUGGAGGAAGACGAGGUGUCAUCAUGGAGAUGGAAAGGUCACUCUGAAAUGGACCUGGCCGUGGAUGAGAGCGGGCUGUGGGUGAUCUACCCGGCGCUGGAUGAUGAGGGUUUCCUGCAGGAAGUGAUCGUCCUCAGCCGCCUCAAUCCGAUUGACCUGAGCAUGCAGCGAGAGACCACCUGGAGGACCGGCCUGCGCCGCAACCGCUACGGGAACUGUUUCAUUGUGUGCGGCGUUCUGUACGCGACCGAUAACUACAGCCAGCAGGACAACAACCUGAGCUACGCCUUCGACACGCACACCAACACUCAGAUGAUCCCCCGGCUGCCCUUCAGCAACAACUACACCUACAUCACUCAGAUCGACUACAACCCCAAAGAGGGGGUGCUGUACGCCUGGGACAAUGGCCACCAGGUCACCUACAACAUCGUGUUCGCAGAUGUCGACCCCCUUUAAACACGUCAGAUAUUGGUCACUGUACAGAAAUGAUGUCUGUGGGGAAAAUGCAUUAUGUAAAAUGUGGAUUGUAGAGCAGUCCAAUUAGCAUUUGUCACAAUGUGUGUUAAAGCUCAUAUAGCCUAUUGUGCUUACAGAUGUGUUACAGAUGUUUUUUAAAGUGGCUACUAACAUAGCCUCUUCAGGUAAACCUUUUUUAGAAUAAAGUCAAAAGUUUUGUGUAUUAAUUACACACAAAAUACAUUUUUAUAGGAACAUUUCAACACAAGCUAACAUUUGUGUGUUUUAGUUUAUUUGUUGAUAUUUCUCAUGUACAUAUCUACAUACAUACAUCUGCAUUGUGUAUGCAUAAAGUUUACUGAAAUGCAGAAACAAGGACUAAUCUUUUAGUUUUAGCAUUACCAAAAAUAUAGCAUUGAUUAAAUUCAGACGUUUAUGACAUUCUUAAAGUUCAUAGACUUUACAAGUAGGUAAAAAUUAGGUAAAAAUUGUUUCUGUAGAUCCCAGUCAACUUAGUUAGUAGGCAUAGGUAUAUUGUGAUUAUUGGGUUUGCACUACUAAAUAGUCCUUUCAUCCUUAAUGAUCAUAGCUGUACCUCCCUGGGGGCUGGUAGAAAAUGUAUUUUGAGAUUCUAGGAAAGCAUUGUAUAUAGUGUGAUACUGCUUUAAGCUGUAAUAUGGGAUUAAUGAAUGUAAACUUUGUAAUUUUUUACCAAAACAUCAAAGAAAACAUUUGAAAACGGAAGCUCUCAAUUCGAAUUCCUGCUAAAUUUGUGUAUAUGUUAUAGCUUUGUGAUAGCUGUGUACUGCCUUGAACAUUUUUGUAAAGCACUUUUUUACAGACUGCAGGAAAAGGACUGCAAUAAAAUGUUUGAAUGA
This is a messenger RNA of Astyanax mexicanus (Mexican tetra), 3757 nucleotides long. It is a transcript of the gene olfml2ba, whose product is annotated as olfactomedin-like 2Ba. Lineage: Eukaryota; Metazoa; Chordata; Actinopteri; Characiformes; Acestrorhamphidae. The transcript is spliced from 8 exons. The record is from RefSeq and is a predicted model, not a curated record. Gene Ontology annotation, biological process: signal transduction. Bases 177 to 2879 code for a protein of 900 amino acids.